AAUUCCGCUUACUUGUAUGUUAUUUAUCUUUGUCAAUUCAAAUGACUUGUGAUUUUCUGUUAUUCAGCAGGGAGUUUAGGGUUUACUUUAUCAAAGAAUUUGAACAAGCAUGUGAGAUAUGUAUACAUGAUGAAACUUUUAUUAAAUCACUAUUCACUAAUAGUCAUUAGUUCAUAUUUAAAAAUAAAUAAUAACAAAAAUACAUACAAGGGAAAACGUACAAUCAUAAUUCAUAAGAUCUACCAAAUAUUUUUCAUUUACUCAAUCUUUAAUCAAUCUAAAAAGAGAAAGACUACUAAAUCUAUAGAACCUAAUCAGUUUCAACCAAAUAUUCACCAAUUAAUUAUACUAACUAUUCAAUAAACCCCAAAUCAUUCAUAAAUCUUUGUCUAAUUGGACUAGUAUAAUUUCGUGCACAGUUACGGUUACCGGUAAUGCUGUUUUACAUGGAAAUUUAUCUCGUGAAUAGUAUUUUCUUGAACUAAAUCAAUAAUAUCCAUAUUGCAGAAUCUGGGUACAAGUUGACGAAAUUAUAUAUUAAUAAAAUAAAAUAUAAACUUCCAUAUACAAUCAUAAUCUAUUUUGCCUCAAAUUAAACCAUUACGUUACUAAACUAACAUAUAAAUUCCCCUCUCACAUACCUUCUUCUCAAUAUCAUCCAUCCUCAAUAGACUAACCUUCUCUGAAAAAAAAAACACAAAAAUGAUUCACAAAACAUCAUGUCUUCUUCUUCUUCCUCUGACUCUCAUCUUUCUUGAUUUCAUCCUAAUCUCAUCAUUAGCCAAACCGACCCCAAUCACAUCCCUCAAUGUCUUAACCUACGGAGCUAAACCAGAUGGCUUAAAAGACUCAACCAAAGCCUUCUUAGCCGCAUGGCAAGUCGCAUGUGCCUCUCCUAAUCCCACAACUAUUAUUGUACCAAAAGGACGGUUCUUGGUCAGAAACCUUGUAUUCCAAGGCAACAAAUGUACGAAUGCUCCAAUAUCUUUUCGUAUAGCCGGUUCAAUUAUUGCACCGGAGGAUUUUAGAGUUAUCGCAAGCUCACUACAAUGGAUCAUGUUCGAUGGAGUCACUAACGUUUCAAUCUACGGUGGUGUACUUGACGCACAAGGCUCUAGUUUGUGGAAAUGCAAGAACAGUGGUGGCAAAAAAUGCCCUACUGGUGCUAAGACUUUGUUAUUUACUGAUUCGAAUAACAUCAGUAUCUACGGUUUAACGUCGAUCAAUAGCCAGAAGUUCCAUAUAGUUAUCGACCAGAGCAAUAACGUUAAGAUUGACGGCGUUAAAGUUUCUGCUGAUGCGGAUAGCCCUAACACCGAUGGGAUUCACAUCGAGAACUCUCACUCAGUGAAUAUCACUAACUCAAGAAUUGGAACCGGGGACGAUUGCAUCUCCAUCGGUCCAGGAUCCACUCAUGUUUCUAUACAAGGCAUUCAAUGCGGUCCAGGCCAUGGCAUCAGUAUCGGGAGUCUUGGGAGAUCAGAGGACGAGCAAGGAGUUGAGAACGUGAUCGUGAGUAACGUGGAUUUCAUGUCAACGGAUAACGGAGUUAGGAUCAAGACAUGGGGAAAAGAUAGCAAAAGUUUCGUACGAAACAUUGUUUUCCAACAUAUUAAAAUGAAGAUGGUCAAGAACCCGAUUAUCAUAAACCAACACUAUUGUCUUGACAAACCUUGCCCUAAAAAGGAAUCUGGAGUUGAAAUAUCAAAUGUGAGAUAUGAAGAUAUACAAGGGACAUCGAAUACGGAAGUGGCGGUUAUGUUGGAUUGUAGUAAGGAUAAACCAUGUACCGAUAUUGUAAUGGGUAAUGUGAAUCUCGUCUUGCAAAUGGUUAAUGGGUCGGCUCAGGCUUCUUGCAACAAUGCAAAUGGAUUAGCUAAUGAUGUCGUUGUCCCGUUCACUCCUUGUCUAAAGAGAGACUUGCUUUUGACAUGAUAUAUUGAAGGAUCACCGAAUCGAUGUCGUCCCGAUUGCUCCUUGACUAAAGAUUAGUUUAUGAAGCUAAAUCAGUGAACGACGCUUUAUUGUUUGCUAGUUGUUUUUUUUCCUUUGGUUUCUAUGUUGCUACUUAUUUUGAUCUUUAAAAAUUUUUGUACUCGAACUUAUGGUAUGAACUUUUAAAGUAAUGAUUAAAGUUUUGGCUCAGAUCAUUAUAUUUCAGUAACGUAAGGAUAAACUUUGCUAACAUAAGCAAAAUGUUAACUGCACUUUCUAAAAUUAUAAAAGGUUUCAAAUGAUAGUAGUUUUCUUUAUGAGUUUUAGCUAUGAUUUUUCUUUGGGGUUAUGUAAUAGACGAUUAGAUACUAGUCAUCGACCCAAAAAUGUAAUAGAUGAACUAACUUUUUAUAUAAAAUUUCACAUAUGAAUACAUAAAGAAAUCAAGAAACAAAAUCUUACGUAGUGAAUUGCGACUUUAACG
Molecule: messenger RNA, 2419 nt
Organism: Brassica rapa (field mustard)
Lineage: Eukaryota; Viridiplantae; Streptophyta; Magnoliopsida; Brassicales; Brassicaceae
Product: probable polygalacturonase At2g43860
Biological process (GO): carbohydrate metabolic process
Molecular function (GO): polygalacturonase activity
Source: RefSeq, a predicted model, not a curated record